AUGUCCACAGUACCGUUUCUAAUUCUGGUGGCUGUUCAUUAUACCACCCGCACGUACCGAUUUCUAAUUCCGCAGUUUCCUAAUUCUGGUGGCUGUUCAUUAUACCACCCGCACCCACCGGUACCGAUUUCAAUUCUGGUGGCUGUUGUUAUACCACCCGCAUCCGCAGUACCGAUUUCUAAUUCUGGUGGCUGUUCAUUAUACCCACCCGCACAUCCGCAGUACCGAUUUCUAAUUCUGGUGGCUGUUCAUUAUACCACCCGCACAUCCGCAGUACCGAUUUCUAAUUCUGUUGGGCUGUUCAUUAUACCACCCGCACGUCCGCAGUACCGAUUUCUAAUUCUGGUGGCUGUUCAUUAUACCACCGCACACCGUACCGAUUUCCACAGUACCGAUUUCCUAAUUCUGAAUGGCUGUUCAUUAUACCACCCCAUCCGCAGUACCGAUCCUGGUGGCUUGGCUGUUCAUUAUACCACCCCACCCGCACGUCCACAGUACCGAUUUCUAAUUCUGGUGGCUGUUCAUUAUACCACCACCACGUCCACAGUACCGAUUUCUAAUUCUGGUGGCUGUUCAUUAUACCACCCGCACUACCGAUUUCUAAUUCUGGUGGCUGUUCAUUGCGCCCACCCGGUGCACGUCCACAGUACCGAUUCCCUGAAUUCUGGGCUGUUCGUUUAUACCACCCGCACGUCCACAGUACCGAUUUCUUCUGAGUGGCUGUUCAUUCCGCACGUCCACAGUACCGUUCUACAAUUCUGGUGGCUGUUCAUUAUACCACCCGCACGUCCACAUACCCGCACAUCCGCAGGUACAUUUCUAAUUCUGGUGGCUGUUCAUUAUACCACCCGCACGUCCACAGUACCGAUUUCUAAUUCUGGUGGCUGUUCAUUAUACCACCCGCACGUCCGCAGUACGGAUUUCCUAAUUCUGGUGGCUGUUCAUUAUACCACCCGCACGUCCGCAGUACCGAUUUCUAAUUCUGGUGGCUGUUCAUUAUACCACCCGCACGUCCGCAGUACCGAUUUCUCUCUAAUUCUGAGUGGCUGUUCAUUAUACCACCCGCACGUCCGCAGUACCGAUUCUAAUUCCUGGUGGCUGUUCGUUAUACCACCCCGCACGUCCACAGUACCGAUUUUUAAUUCUGGUGGCUGUUCAUUAUACCACCGCACGUCCGCAGCUGUUCAUUAUACCACCCGCAUCCGCAGUACCGAUUUUAAUUUGGUGGCUGUUCAUUUACCGCCCGCACGUCCACAGUACCGAUUUCUAAUUCUGGUGGCUGUUCAUUAUACCCGCCGCAUCCACAGUACCGAUUUCCCCGAAUUCUGGUGGCUGUUCAUUUAUACCACCCGCACGUCCACAGUACCGAUUUCUAAUUCUGGUGGCUGUUCGUUAUACCAACCGCAUCCGCGUGGCUGUUCAUUAUACCACCGCAUCCGCGGUACCGAUUUCUAUUCUGGGUGGCUGUUCAUUUAUACCACCCGCACGUCCACGGUACCGAUUUCUAAUUCUGGUGGCUGUUCAUUAUGCCACCGCAUCCUGUUGCCGUUCCUAAUUCUGGUGGCUGUUCAUUUGCCACCCGCACAUCCGCGGUACCGAUUUCUAAUUCUGGUGGCUGUUCAUUAUGCCCACCCGCACAUCCACCGAUGCCGAUUUCUAAUUCUGGUGGCUGUUCAUUAUACGCACAUCCGCAGUACCGAUUUCUAA
Messenger RNA from Acanthosepion pharaonis, 1707 nucleotides. The record is from the annotation of a GenBank genome assembly. Lineage: Eukaryota; Metazoa; Mollusca; Cephalopoda; Sepiida; Sepiidae.